This is a messenger RNA of Stegodyphus dumicola, 1225 nucleotides long. It is a transcript of the gene eIF4E1, whose product is annotated as eukaryotic translation initiation factor 4E1. Gene Ontology annotation, molecular function: RNA 7-methylguanosine cap binding; translation initiation factor activity. Gene Ontology annotation, biological process: translational initiation. Lineage: Eukaryota; Metazoa; Arthropoda; Arachnida; Araneae; Eresidae. The record is from RefSeq and is a predicted model, not a curated record. Gene Ontology annotation, cellular component: cytoplasm; eukaryotic translation initiation factor 4F complex.
UUUCAUAAGUUGAAAUAUUUUGCUAGUCUUUUUCCACUUGUUAAAAUACUUUUGACUGCCAAUUUGAAACGUUAUAAAAGCGUAUUAAAACUUCGGUCAUUUUCUUCCAUUUUUAUGAAGUUUUUUUUUUUUUUUUAUUUUUCAUCACAUCGUGAGUUGUAAAGACUGAAACUGUGUAACUAAUAUGUCAGCUGAAGAACAGGAACAAAAUGAACAGAAUGCUUCUACGCCUGUGGAAGAAAUACCACCAGAAUUGAUGGUGAAACAUCCACUGCAGCAUAUGUGGAGUUUAUGGUUUUAUAAAAAUGAUAGAACUAAAUCAUGGGAAGAAAAUUUAAUGGAAAUUACAACAUUUGAUACAGUUGAAGAUUUUUGGGCCCUUUAUAACCACAUAGAAGUAGUUAGCAAAUUACCCAUGGGAUGUGAUUAUGCACUUUUUAAGCAUGGUAUUAAACCCAUGUGGGAAGACAGCAGAAAUAAACAAGGUGGUCGAUGGCUAGUAAAUGUACAAAAGUCACAAAGGAACACAGAUUUAAAUAAUUAUUGGCUUGAAAUACUUUUAUGUAUGAUUGGUGAAGCCUUUGAAGAGUAUAGUGAUGAUAUUUGUGGAGCUGUUGUACAGAUUAGGAAUAAAGGUGAUAAACUUGGGCUGUGGACUGCUGACGUCAAACAUCAUGAUGCUAUUAUGAAAAUAGGACGAACUAUUAAAGAAAGAUUAAAUCUUCAUCCAAGAAAUGCCAUAGGUUAUGAAGCACAUUCAGACACUCAGAUAAAAACAGGCUCAGCUGCAAAAUGCAGAUAUACACUUUAAAUUAAUGUUAUUUAGCUUGAUAUACUGAAAAUGUUUGUUGUAAAGGUGGUUUGUUUCAUAUUUUUGUGAAAGAACUGUUUAAAAAUAUUUAUCACUUCAUCAUAUAGAUGUUUUUCUUCCAGGGAAGGGGCGACUUAUUUAUGUAACUUUGAGGAUAUGAUUUCAUAUUGUAUCUACGUUUAAAUUCUGAAAAAGUUUGAAUGCUUGUGUGUCUUUUCUUUAUACUGAGUAUCCUGAUUUGUAUGCACACUUCUGAAAACUGUGCAUCUGUUGAAUAUUGUACUUUAUGUAGCUAGUUUAUUUUAAUUAUAUUUUUAUUGUGGAAAUGAAUUAAUAUAUAUAUGUAACUUCCCUUUUGAAAGCAUACGUUUAUAUAGCUUUGUAUUAGACUGAAAUAAAUCAUCUUUGCAACCA